ACAGCGAGGGCUCCUCAAAGACGCUAACCAAAACGAAAUGCGGCCUACCGGCGCCAUCGGCAUCGGCCAGGCCGCCUUUCGGGGUGCUGCCGCUCUCUCUGGGUCGAUCGCGUCGGCGGGGAAACACGCUGCAAACGCCGGCAAAUAUGCCAUGGAAAAGGCGGGUGAGGGAGUGAAUUGGGUUGCCGAGAACCCCGGUUCUGCUGCUUGCGCCGCCGUCACGGUUGGGGGUCUGGCCGUUGUUGCUGCUCCAGCGAUUGCCACGACGCCCAUGCUCGCUGCCGUAGGCUUUGGGCCGAGUGGACCUAUUGCGGGUUCGAUCGCCGCUGGUGUCCAGAGCGCGAUAGGAAAUGUAGCUGCAGGGAGCGUCUUCGCAACUUGUCAAAGCGCUGCCAUGGGGGGAGCUGGCGCUGCGACUCUCGCGUCGGCUGCACAAGGGGUGGGACUGGGUGUAGCUGCUGCUGCGGGAGCGGCGGCGGCGAAACUUGCGAAGGGUACAUCGGACGAAGAUACGGGUACAUCGGAGGAAGAUCCGGGCACAUCGGACGAAGAUACGGAAGGCUCGUGCAAUUAAAUUGCCGUGCCUUUGAUGAGCGCUUGAAGUUAAUGCGCAGAUAGGAGACUUCGAUUUCCCUGGGAUGUGGCAACGCAUAGAUGUGUCUGAAAUCAUUCGGCCUCCAUUGCCCUUGCCUGCCGGGCGGCUGGGCCGCCCACAUGAGCUCGGGACCGAUGCAGCCUAGGCAUUGGUUCGAGGCCAUGAGGAGAGGGAAGGGGUUUGCGUCGGGCAUUAGGACCGUACCGGUAACGACGAAGACAGACAAGUCUUGCAUAAGACGGAGAGUCAACCCUCACCCAAGGUGAAGUGUAUAUUGGCCGCGCUAAGCCCCCUC
Molecule: messenger RNA, 890 nt
Organism: Canariomyces notabilis
Lineage: Eukaryota; Fungi; Ascomycota; Sordariomycetes; Sordariales; Chaetomiaceae
Exons: 2
Coding region: 38-574 (178 amino acids)
Cellular component (GO): membrane
Source: RefSeq, a predicted model, not a curated record